Molecule: messenger RNA, 6648 nt
Organism: Rattus norvegicus (Norway rat)
Lineage: Eukaryota; Metazoa; Chordata; Mammalia; Rodentia; Muridae
Source: RefSeq, a predicted model, not a curated record
GGGAUGUCGGUGGUUAAGGACACUCACUACUCUGCCAGAGGAUCCAUGUUUGAUCCACACAGACGAUAGCUCACAACCGUCUAUCGCAUCAGUGCCGGGGAUCCCAUGCUCUCUUCUAACACUCAUACGUGUGAAGUUAAAUAGAUUUUAAUAUAAACAUAUGCUGCUAAAUCAUUUUUAGUGUGGUCAAUAUGAUCUGAUUAAACGUUCUAGAAUUUUCCGGACUUGUACAAUACUUCUAUACUUAUCAUGCAUGUGGGUUGUACUAUACUCAAAUAUUUUUUCAUGUUUAGCAAUAGUCUUAAAUACUGUUUGCCCUUGAUAUACAGGGUGAUGGGUCCCAGACUCCCUGUAACUAUAAAACUCUGUUCAAUUCCAUUCACGGAAAAAACGGGCAUAACAUGCCCAUAGAACUUUUACGCAGCCUCCCAUGUAUUUUGAACCAUUUGUAGUGCAAACAGACGGUAAAUAGCUGUUAUGUUGUUUAGGAAAUAAUUGCGAGACAAGAAAGUCCGCCGGUUGUGGUGGUGCACACCGGUAGGAUUUGCUGAAGGAGGCAGAGGCAGGAGGAUCACGAGUUCGAGGCCAGUCUGGGCUACACAUUUUUAGGGGUUGGGGAUUUAGCUCAGUGGUAGAGCGCUUGCCUAGCAAGCGCAAGGCCCUGGGUUCGGUCCCCAGCUCCGGAAAAAAAAAAAUUAAAAAAAAAAAAAAGAAUGGGAGGGCGGCAAUGUGGGGAGGAUGGAGAGGGGAACACCCAUAAAGGAGAGGAGGGGGAGGGAUUAGGGGGAUGUUUGCCCGGAAACCGGGAAAGGGAAUAACACUCGAAAUGUAAAUAAGAAAUACUCAAGUUAAUAAAAAAAAAAAAAGUCCAUGCACCAUCAGUGCAGGUGCAUUUUUUUUCUUUUCAGAUAUUUUCAAUCUGAAACCGGCUGAAUUCAGGGAUGGGAAUGUCUGAACACAAAGAAUUGAUUGUAUUAGCAUUAUAUAAGCCUCCUAGAACAUAAAUUUGUAUAAUUGUGUCUCACUGGGACAGUCCUAUUAACAAGUACAUAGACAUUUUCUAUUUGGCUUAAAAUGCUUUGAUAAAUAUCUUUGCUCACUUAUCCAGUUCUGAAAUGAGGAUUUGUUCCUAGAAGCUGUUGGUCCCGGAGCUGUGGUUAAUUUCAAUUUUGGUAUUAUCAAAUCAAAUUAUUUAAGCUAGAAUUUUUUUUAUCAUUGUAAAUAGAUAAUCACUUCCUCAAAGGGUUAAGGGGUGGGGGCUUCCAGUCUAGUAUACAGAAAGAAGGCUCUCAAUGGCUUUCCUUUUCCUGAAAUGGGAACGACAACAGCCUGGACUGCCCAGAUGGCUCAGCUGAUAUGGACACAGGCAGCCACAGUCUCAGUCUGAGCCCCAGGACCUAUGUGGUGGAGGAAGAGAAUAAACUCUUACUAGUUGUCCUCUGACCUCAACGCAUGUGCUGUAUGCAUGUUCACACUCACAACUUGUGUGUGCGUGUCUUAGAGUUUCUGUUGUGGGGAUAAAACACCAUGAUAAGCAACUUGGUGAGGAAGGAGUUUAUUUUGCUUACACACACGCUCCCAUUAAGGAAGGAAAUCAGGGCAGGAACUUGGGGCAGGAACCCGAAGGCAGGAACUUAUACAGAGGCCACAAAGGAACACUUGCUUACUGAUUAACCUGCAUUCUUACAGCAACAAGGGCCACCAGCACAGAUGGGGGCUGGGAAACAGAGCUGGGCCUUCACACACCUUUCUUUAAUCAAGAAAAUACACAACAGGCAUGUCUGAAGGUCAAUCUGGUGGGGGCAUAUUUUCCCAAACGAGGUUCCCUACGUCCAAUAUGACUCUAGUCUUUGUCAAGUAGACAUGAAACUAGCCAAGCAGUAACACACACACAUAUUUCCAAGCCUGACUAUAGCAUUGAUCAUGAGCUCAACACACACAAAUAUUCACAGAAAACUCUGUAUUACCACUUAAACACUAUUGUUGGCUGUAACUUGCAAAAUUCUCUGGGCAGUAAAAAAAAAAAAGUCUGUGCUGGGGAGCAAACACAAGGGCUCAUACAUAUGUGUCAUUCAUUCUCCCAUCCCAGUACCAGAAGCCACAGUAAAUUUAAAUACCAACUUCGUGGGAUAGUAGAGUCGAUUUUAUUCGUCUAAGAAGAUAACAUCCUUAUUAUAAACACAUGUACUAAACUAUGGCACCGAUUAAGUUAAACCAAAGUUUCAUCUUUGGCGAAAGUUUCACUGAUCAAUUUAAAUCAUUCGUUUAUUAGUAAAACCCACGCAGAUCCAUCUGUGGACAAACUACUCUCAAUUAAAGAUGUUAUAAUUCGGACUUCUCUCUUCUUAAAGGAAACCUGUUGCGCCCCCCAAACCUCUUGAGGCAUUUUUAAACAACCCAAAGGGCAGACGUGGGUCGUCUCAGAUGGAGUCCCCAAGCGUUCAGGCCCAGAAGCCCAGGCCAGAUCACAGCCUCGGGGAAACUCCAUACAGGAGGCAGGAUCUCCCAGCCUGGGAGCAGGAAGCCAUUGCUCCGCCCGGGCUGGCCUGUCUGUGUGCCGCUGCUCGCAGUAGUCACCCCCAAGCACCCGGACCCCUCAGUAGCCCAGCCGUGGGCCCGGGAUCCCAGUCGGGUGGCUCCCGUCAGCACCUGGGGAUCGCUGUGCUCCUCAGGCUCGCAGCGAGCUGGGCUUGAGGCGCAGCCCCCCUCAGCGCCGCGCCCCGCAAACGGCUCGCAGUCAAAGACCAGGCCGCGACCCCGGCGCCCGUGCGACCCCGGCGCUCGUCCGACCCCGCAGCCGCCGCUCCAGCCAGGGAGCCGCACUCGGUGCCGCUGGCGGCGGGGUCGGGGCGGAGGCCAGGGCGGGCGAGGAGGCCGGGCUGCGGCCGAGGCCCCAGGCGCGCUUCCGCCGCGCACGCCGCGGUCCAUGGGAGGCUUGGCCGGCGGGGGCGGGGGCCGCGCAGCCGGGGACUUUCAGGAACUGCAGGCGCGGGCGGCGGCGGGAGUCGCCGAGCCAAAGGGGCCGGAGCGCCGAGAGCAGGGCUGAGGCGGAGCCGCCGCGCCCGGCCGGAGCCGCCGAACCGCAGCCGGAGCCGUCCUGCCCGCCCGCCUAGGGCCGAAGCUCCGCAGCGCGGGAGACCAGCCGGCCCGCAGGGGCCGGGGAACCGCCCGCCAUGGCCACCAAGGCUCAUGCAGCAGGCGGUGGACGAAUCAGGGAGUGAUGUCUUGAGGCUCGCUGGGAAGGCAGACUUUUCAUCAUCAUAUAAGAUGCUGCAGUCCGGCUCCACUGCUUCCCAGGAGGCUCGGGUCAUGUAUGACUUUGCUGCUGAACCUGGAAACAAUGAACUGACAGUCAAUGAAGGGGAGAUCAUCACAAUCACAAACCCGAACGUUGGUGGAGGAUGGCUGGAAGGAAAAAACAGCAAGGGAGAGCAGGGGCUCGUUCCUACGGACUACGUGGAAAUUUUACCCAACGAUGGAAAAGACCCGUUUUCUUGUGGAAAUUCGGUGGCCGACCAAGCUUUCCUUGAUUCGCUGUCAGCCAGCACGGCUCAAGCCAACUCAUCUUCUGCCAACAGCAAUAACCAGGUGGACAUUUGGGCUCAGGUUGGUUGUGUUGAAAGUCUCAGCCAGUCACCCCCUUCUUCUUCUUCUUCUUCUCCUUCUUCUUCCAUAAAUAAGGUUGGUGGUGGCAGUGACCCCUGGUCAGCCUGGAAUGCUCCCAGAUCUGGGAACUGGGACAGCUCUGAUGCCUGGGGCACCAGGACAGAUGGGGCUGGCGCUCAGAGGAACAGCAGUGCCAACAACUGGGACACCGGCUUCGGCCAUCCGCAGGCCUACCAAGGACCAGCGACUGGUGAUGAUGAUGAAUGGGAUGAAGAUUGGGACGACCCCAAGUCCUCCUCACCUUACUUUAAGGAUUCAGAACCAGCUGAAGCAGGGGGCAUCCAGCGGGGAAACAGCCGUGCGGGUGCCUCUUCCAUGAAGCUGCCCCUUAACAAAUUCCCUGGAUUUGCAAAACCUGGCAUGGAGCAGUACCUGUUGGCCAAGCAGCUAGCAAAACCCAAAGAGAAAAUCCCCAUCAUUGUUGGAGAUUAUGGCCCUAUGUGGGUUUAUCCUACCUCUACGUUUGACUGUGUGGUAGCUGAUCCCCGGAAAGGUUCCAAAAUGUACGGUCUGAAAAGCUACAUUGAGUAUCAGCUAACACCCACUAACACUAAUCGAUCUGUAAACCACAGAUAUAAGCACUUUGACUGGUUAUAUGAACGUCUCCUGGUUAAGUUUGGGUCCGCCAUCCCGAUCCCUUCUCUUCCAGACAAGCAGGUCACAGGUCGCUUUGAAGAGGAGUUCAUCAAGAUGCGCAUGGAGCGGCUCCAGGCCUGGAUGACCAGGAUGUGCCGGCACCCCGUGGUGUCAGAAAGUGAAGUUUUCCAGCAGUUCCUGAAUUUCCGAGAUGAGAAGGAAUGGAAGACUGGCAAGAGGAAGGCUGAGAAAGAUGAGCUGGUGGGAGUUAUGAUAUUUUCCACCAUGGAACCAGAGGCUCCUGACUUGGAUUUGAUAGAAAUAGAACAGAAGUGUGACGCGGUGGGGAAGUUCACCAAGGCCAUGGACGACGGCGUGAAGGAGCUGCUGACCGUGGGGCAGGAGCACUGGAAGCGCUGCACAGGGCCCUUACCCAAGGAGUAUCAGAAGAUCGGGAAGGCCCUGCAGAGCCUAGCGGCCGUCUUCAGCUCCAGCGGUUAUCAAGGAGAGACGGACCUUAACAAUGCAAUCACAGAAGCCGGGAAGACAUACGAGGAGAUUGCCAGCCUUGUGGCAGAGCAGCCAAAGAAGGACCUCCACUUCCUGAUGGAGUGCAACCACGAGUACAAAGGCUUUCUUGGCUGCUUCCCGGACAUCAUUGGUGCCCACAAGGGAGCAAUAGAAAAAGUGAAAGAAAGUGACAAGCUGGUUGCAACUAGUAAAAUCACCCCCCAGGACAAGCAGACGAUGGUGAAGCGGGUUGGCACCAUGUCGUAUGCUUUGCAAGCUGAGAUGAAUCACUUCCACAGUAACCGGAUCUACGAUUACAACAGCGUCAUCCGCCUCUACCUGGAGCAGCAAGUGCAAUUCUAUGAAACAAUCGCAGAAAAGCUGAGGCAGGCCCUCGGCCGCUUCCCAGUUAUGUAGACCAGAACGGACACAAGAGAACUCCGAAGUGCUUCUUUUUGACCUGGGACAAUGCAAUUCAGUUUUCUCCCCACCCCAUCAUAAGAGAGAGAGAGAGAGAAGGAAGAAAACCAAAAAGACAGAAGUUGAUAAAACUCGUUUUCGUCAUUAGCCAGCCUAAAGGCGUUGUUGCUUAGGAUGGCCUUCCUUGUUCAUUUCGACAUAUUAGUUACCCAAUGGAAAUGUCUAUUUUUGAAAAAUACUUAAAUUUAUCAAGAUUUUUGAAUGAAGAAAUAGGGGUUCCUCCUCCUGGUAUUUUACACAGAAUCGUAAUUUAUAUGUUACCUAUGAUCUUCCAGUUCUUACCCAAUGUCAGAUAAUUAAUACUAAUUGCUUUCUUAAAAAUAUGAAAAAUGACAGAAUAAAAAAUGUAUCUUUGUAUAUUUUUAUAACUCUUUCAGUCCUUUGGGGACCCUUGUCUGUUUAGGGGAGUCUGCACACCCUCACUGGCAUAGCUACAGUUAAGUGCUCCCGGCAUGGGGAAGAAAAGAGGGUUCCAGAUCACCUACACCUUCACAGUUUGUGGUGGGUAGCCCAGCAGAAGUCCUGUUAGGUGGGCACAGCAGGUGAGAAGAGCCCACCUACCCACUGCUGCCCACAGGUUGAUUCCCUGUGCUGCUGUUAGGUAAAUUCAGCACUCUGCACGCCCACUUAGCUCACAGUAAGGCGUGUUUUACACUAGAAGAGUAAGUCAGAAAAGGAGAUUUGUCCCACUAUCCCAGGUGGGUGGCCACCCUGCUUCCAGGACCUCCCACCUGUCACCUUCAGUCCCUCAGCUGUCCAUGAGAUGGGGGGAGGGAGGUUGCUGAUAGGAGAGGCGCUUGUGGUCCCCGGUUUGGAGCAGCAGGCUGGUCAGUAUUCUCUCAAAAGAUGAAAGCCAAGUUCAGCACCUGUUCCUCUCCGUUUCCCAGAGAAUGGGAAAGUUAAGGGCUGGCAUGAGCGGGGACGUGCUGCAGCAGCAAGCUGGUGACAAGCAGAGACUGGCUCUGUCUGUGGCUGUGUCCCCGCCUUCAGAGACUCCUGACCCUGGCUCAAGGCCUGAGAGCACAGAGCACACGCUGUCCCUCCCUGCAGACAGUGGUCCCCUUCCACAGUUGCCUUAUGAUGUGAUCCUCUGCUGUCACUUCCUGACCUGAUGAUGAUAUUACAAAGAUGGGACGUCCGGGCCAACAAACGUGAAUGAAACCAAAAAUAAGUAGCUGAGGAGAUCCAGUGAGCGUGAGCACGAGAACUUCCUGUUCCCUAAUAUCAGGGGUUUGUUAAUGUUUUCUAAGUCAUUUCUCCCUACUUGAUUUUUCUUUUAUAAAAUUCCACAGAACCGUGUUUAUGAUACAGCCGUUUAAUAUAUGUACAAAUUGUAAAGAACAUGUAUAAAUAUUUUACAUAAAUGUAAGAGCAUGUAGAAGCCAAUAUAUAAAUAAAUUGUUUUUAAAAACUGUA